AUGGAUACUAUUAUGCAAGUUGAUGGAUUUUCUAAUUUAUCUAAUUUAAUACGAAUUAAUGAAAAGUAUAACUUUCAUACUACUCAUAAUGAUAAAACGAAUACCAAUACUACUAAUAAUACUACUAAUAAUAAACAUAAUUUAUGUACAGAGAACAUUUCAUCAAAUAAUAAUAAUAAUAAUAAUAUAACUGACAAUUCCAAUAUUAUACCAACUUCAAUAUCAAUGUCAUCAUUACAAAAAUCAACAUUCAAACAUAUUUCUAUGUUAUCUGAUAUACAGCAAACAAACAAUAAUUAUUAUUCUAAAUUAAAAUUACACCAAUAUCAAUCUAAUCAUAAACGUAUUAAAUGUGAUGAAGACCAUAUUUAUAAUAGUCCAUCUAUUAAUACUACUACUACUACUACUACUACUACUACUACUACUACUACUACUACUACUACUACUACUACUACUACUACUACUACUAUUAAUAAUAAUAAUGUUUAUAAAAAUAAUGACCUAAUUAUUAAAGAUGAUCCUAUGGAUGAAGAUCAUAUUGACAAUGAUGAUGAUAUUGAUGAUGAUGGUGAUGGUGACGAUGAUGAUGAUGAUGUUGAAUGUCAUAUUAAUAAUGAAUAUUCUUCUUCUAAUAAGAAUUUGAAUAAUAAACAAAUGAUUCAUUCAUUUAAUUCUUCAAAAUUAAUGACACAAAUAUAUCGUAAUAAUAAUAGAAAGAAAAUUUCACGUUUAGAUUUUAAUAAUGAACAAUUAUCUCAGGGAAUAACAUCAGCAACAACACCAACAACACCGACAACUACUGAUCAACAACGGAUAACAACUUAUCCUACAUCUAGUAAGUGA
Schistosoma rodhaini is the source of this 843-nucleotide messenger RNA. The record is from the annotation of a GenBank genome assembly. NCBI's taxonomy places the organism in Eukaryota, Metazoa, Platyhelminthes, Trematoda, Strigeidida, Schistosomatidae.